Panthera uncia (snow leopard) is the source of this 2268-nucleotide messenger RNA. RefSeq names its product V-type proton ATPase catalytic subunit A-like. The transcript has a single exon. NCBI's taxonomy places the organism in Eukaryota, Metazoa, Chordata, Mammalia, Carnivora, Felidae. Gene Ontology annotation, molecular function: ATP binding; proton-transporting ATPase activity, rotational mechanism; ATP hydrolysis activity. Gene Ontology annotation, biological process: proton transmembrane transport; ATP metabolic process. The record is from RefSeq and is a predicted model, not a curated record. Bases 75 to 1931 code for a protein of 618 amino acids. Gene Ontology annotation, cellular component: lysosomal membrane; proton-transporting V-type ATPase, V1 domain.
UAUAAUAAGAAAAAUAACCUCUGCUCCGUGAUCGGUACUGCUUCUGCACCUCGCGCCCGGGCAGGUAAAUUAACAUGAUGGAUUUCUCCAAGCUACCCAAAAUACUUGAUGAAGAUAAAGAAAGCACAUUUGGUUAUGUGCAUGGGGUCUCAGGACCUGUGGUUACAGCCUGUGACAUGGCAGGUGCAGCCAUGUAUGAGCUGGUGAGAGUGGGCCACAGUGAGUUGGUUGGAGAGAUUAUCCGACUGGAGGGUGACAUGGCUACUAUCCAGGUGUAUGAAGAAACCUUGGGUGUGUCUGUUGGAGAUCCUGUACUCCGAACUGGUAAACCCCUCUCAGUAGAGCUUGGGCCUGGCAUCAUGGGAGCUAUUUUUGAUGGCAUUCAGAGACCUUUGUCAGAUAUCAGCAGUCAGACCCAAAGUAUCUACAUUCCCGGAGGAGUAAAUGUGUCUGCUCUUAGCAGAGAUGUCAAAUGGGAUUUUACACCUUGCAAAAACCUGCGGGUUGGUAGUCACAUCACUGGUGGAGAUAUUUAUGGAAUUGUCAAUGAGAACUCACUCAUCAAACACAAAAUCAUGUUACCCCCGCGAAACAGAGGAACUGUAACUUACAUUGCUCCACCUGGAAAUUAUGAUACCUCAGAUGUUGUCUUGGAACUUGAAUUUGAAGGUAUAAAGCAAAAGUUUAGCAUGGUCCAAGUGUGGCCUGUACGUCAAGUUCGGCCUGUCACUGAGAAGCUGCCAGCUAAUCAUCCCUUGUUGACUGGCCAGAGGGUCCUUGAUGCCCUUUUUCCAUGUGUACAGGGAGGAACUACUGCAAUCCCGGGGGCUUUCGGCUGUGGAAAGACAGUGAUAUCGCAGUCUCUAUCCAAGUAUUCCAAUAGUGAUGUGAUCAUCUAUGUAGGAUGUGGUGAACGAGGAAAUGAGAUGUCUGAAGUCCUCCGGGACUUCCCAGAGCUCACGAUGGAAGUCGAUGGUAAGGUGGAAUCAAUUAUGAAGAGGACAGCUUUGGUAGCCAAUACCUCCAAUAUGCCUGUUGCUGCUAGAGAAGCUUCUAUUUAUACUGGAAUUACGCUGUCAGAAUAUUUCCGUGACAUGGGUUAUCACGUCAGUAUGAUGGCUGACUCUACCUCUAGAUGGGCGGAGGCCCUUAGAGAAAUCUCUGGUCGCUUAGCUGAAAUGCCUGCAGAUAGUGGAUAUCCUGCAUACCUUGGUGCCCGUCUGGCCUCUUUCUAUGAGCGAGCAGGCAGGGUGAAAUGUCUUGGAAAUCCUGAAAGAGAAGGAAGUGUCAGCAUUGUAGGAGCGGUUUCUCCACCUGGUGGUGAUUUUUCUGAUCCAGUUACAACCGCUACUCUUGGUAUUGUUCAGGUGUUUUGGGGCUUAGAUAAGAAACUAGCUCAACGUAAGCAUUUCCCCUCUGUCAACUGGCUAAUCAGCUAUAGCAAGUACAUGCGUGCGUUGGACGAGUACUAUGACAAACACUUCGCAGAAUUUGUUCCUCUGAGGACCAAAGCUAAGGAGAUUCUGCAGGAAGAAGAAGACCUGGCAGAAAUUGUACAACUUGUCGGAAAGGCUUCUCUAGCAGAAACAGAUAAAAUCACUCUGGAAGUAGCAAAACUUAUCAAAGAUGAUUUCUUACAACAAAAUGGGUAUACUCCUUAUGACAGGUUCUGCCCAUUCUACAAGACAGUAGGGAUGCUGUCCAACAUGAUUGCAUUUUAUGAUAUGGCCCGUAGAGCUGUUGAAACCACUGCACAGAGUGACAAUAAAAUCACAUGGUCCAUUAUCCGUGAGCACAUGGGGGAGAUCCUCUAUAAACUUUCCUCCAUGAAAUUCAAGGAUCCGGUAAAAGACGGUGAAGCAAAGAUCAAGGCUGACUACGCACAACUUCUUGAAGACAUGCAGAACGCAUUCCGUAGCCUCGAAGAUUAGAACUGUGAUUUCUUUCCUUCUUUUCCUCAGCAGUCUCUCCUCUGUGUAUAGUUUCCUGAAUUUCUCAUCUCCAAACCCUUUGCUUCUUUGUUGUGCAGCUUUGAGACUAGUACCUAUGUGUGUUAUCGCUUGUUCCCCUGUUUAUCUGGUGGGUCUUCUAUGAAACAAACAUUCCUUUGUUCCAGUGUUUGAAGGGCCUCCCUGAUCCUUUCUCCGAAUGGUGAAUGUAGUAAAUAUGAUAUAUAAUGGCUACACUACUGUAAACUCAUAUGUAGGGUGACAUGCCUCCUUGUCCUAGGUUUGCCCUUGCCUCAUCACCAUUAAAUUGUAAAUGGGA